Molecule: messenger RNA, 819 nt
Organism: Manis pentadactyla (Chinese pangolin)
Lineage: Eukaryota; Metazoa; Chordata; Mammalia; Pholidota; Manidae
Product: GTPase IMAP family member 7-like
Exons: 2
Coding region: 1-786 (261 amino acids)
Molecular function (GO): GTP binding
Source: RefSeq, a predicted model, not a curated record
AUGGCUCCUUCCUUCCAUGACGAGUCCCCACGUGUGGGAACAUGGCAGAGGAUCGUUCUGGUGGGGAAAACGGGAAGUGGGAAAAGCGCAACAGCAAACACCAUCCUUGGGAAAGAAGUAUUUCCUUCCAGAAUUGCUGCCCAGGCCGUCACCCAGCACUGUCAGAAAGCAUCGCGGGAGUGGAAGGGGAGGAACCUUCUUGUUGUGGACACCCCAGGGCUCUUCGACACCAAGGAGACCCUGAAAACCACGUGCAAGGAAAUCAGCCAGUGCGUCAUCUCCUCCUGCCCCGGGCCCCACGCCAUCAUCAUGGUUCUGCAGCUGGGCCGCUACACGCCAGAAGAGCAGAAAACCGUGGCACUGAUCAAGAGCGUCUUCGGCAGGCCAGCCAUGAAGCACAUGGUCAUCUUGUUCACCCGCAAAGAUGAUUUGGGGGAUCAGAGCCUGCGUGACUUUAUAGCAGGUGGGGACGUGAAGCUCAGGAGCAUCCUCAAGGAGUGCGGGAACCGCUUCUGUGCCUUCAGCAACAGAGCAGGCGACGCUGAGAAGGAAGCUCAAGUGCAGGAGCUGGUAGAGCUGAUAGAGAAAACGGUGCAGAACAACGGAGGGGCUUACUUCUCUGACGCCAUCUACAAGCACGUGGAGGAGAGGCUGAGACGCCAGGCUGAAGACCUGAAGAAAAUCUACGCUGAACAAUUAGAAGAGGAGAGUCAAAAAGUGGAAGAGGAGGGCGCUCAGGUGCCCAAGAAGAGUAUAUGCCAGAAAAGAGGAGAAAAUAGAUGCUAAACAUGAAAUAUGAUGAAAAGCUAAGACACGUAA